Molecule: messenger RNA, 1718 nt
Organism: Epinephelus moara (kelp grouper)
Lineage: Eukaryota; Metazoa; Chordata; Actinopteri; Perciformes; Serranidae
Product: amine sulfotransferase-like
Exons: 7
Coding region: 181-1059 (292 amino acids)
Biological process (GO): sulfation
Cellular component (GO): cytoplasm
Molecular function (GO): sulfotransferase activity
Source: RefSeq, a predicted model, not a curated record
AAGACUCCUCUUAUGUAACUGCAUAACGUACCUGCUGCUGUCAGAGAGCAGGUGAGACAAUAGUGCACUGUUUCCAAACGCAAGAGGUGGCCAAAAAAAGUCUCUGUGGAAACUAUCUCUUGGCAUGCUGAUGUGUACGGAUCUGCACUUCAUCUCUCACUGAAGCUGACUCAAACCUUCAUGGAUUCUCUGGACCUGCUGAGCCCUUACCUGUUCCGAUACAAAGGGAAGAACUUUGCGGUGCAGGAGGGAGUGAAACCCAAAGACCUUGAUGCUCUCCAGCAUGUGGAAGUCCACCCGAGUGAUAUCUAUCUGAUCACUUACCCAAAGUCAGGCACAAUAUGGAUGCAGCAGAUUCUUGUCAAGAUCAUGGAUGCUGCACACCCUGACCAGGUGGAGGAAGCCACUAAUAGGAUACGUGUUCCCUGGCUGGAGGGCAGCACCGUGGACAACUUCCUUCGAGAAAGGCCAGAUCCCCGGCUCUACCGUACACACCUGUCCCCUAACAUGUUGCCCCAUGGAGUGAAGACCAAGAGAACCAAGGUUGUGUAUGUGAUGAGGAACCCGAAGGAUGUCCUGGUGUCCCUCUAUCACUUUGCUCACAGUUGGGUCAUGUUGGAGACACCAAAGAGCUUUGAGGAUUUCUUUCAGGACUUCCUGGAUGGCAAAGCUUUUAUGGGAUCGUGGUUUGAUCAUGUGAGAGAAUAUUACAAUGAGAAAGACCAGAUGGACAUACUUUUUGUCAAGUAUGAAGACAUGUUGAAGGACGUCAGAGGGGAAGUUGUGAAGCUUUGUGCUUUUCUGGAAAAAGCUUUGACUGAUGAAGCCAUCGAUCAUGUUGUGGAGAUGUCCACCUUCAAACACAUGAAGACAGACCCAAGCGCAAACUAUAAAGAUUUAAUUGAAAAACAACGCUACCAGAAGGAAACCAUGCGCAAAGGUGUGGCAGGCGACUGGAAGAAUUUCUUCACUGUAGCCCAGAAUGAGCUUUUUGACCGAGUGUUCACAGAGAGGAUGAACAACUUGCCUCUGAGCUUCACCUGGGAGAUCAAACAGUAGCUCCAUUACAAUUCAUCCAUUCAGUGUGGAUAGUUAGGGAAAUGCAUUUUGCAGAAAGGGGUUUAAAGAAUAAGUCUGGUGUUAUUCUGUUUUUUGUUUGUUUGCAGUUUUUUUCAAUUCUUUGGUCUGGUUAACCCUAACCCAUUACACUUUGGAGAAUACUGUGCAGCCCUUAACUCUGGUUCUCUAAAUUUGCAAUCAGCCAUCAACAUUUGAGAAUUCCUGGUAUAGUAUGUCUUGAAAAAUGACAGAAAAAAAGGAUUAGUAAAGUAUAUCAUAAAGGUCACACACACAGUGUAUAGUAUGCCAUAGAAAAUGCCAUUAAAAUUCACAGUAUGUUGUAAAGAUUAGCACUCUUAUAAUUCCAACAUUUCAUAGUGCUACCCAAUCACGAUACUAUUGCCAUAAAACAUUAUUUUUUCUCUUUUUUUUCUAAUUGUAUGUACAGUGUAUGUCUACUUUAUGUGGCCUAAGUUGGAUUGGUUUGAUUUAAAACUUUCUCCUUCAUGUUCUGGUGAUAGGGGUGAGUGUGGGAAUGAGUGUAAUAUGAGGGUGGAUGGGAAAAGAGGGUGAAGAAGUUAUUUUGAUUGUACUCAUGAAUGUUUGGACCUUCUUUUGUGAUUGCAACGUUUUAAUAAAUGAACCUUGUUUUAAAAAUG